ACCACUCCCUCCCUUCAGACACCUUGAUAGAAGGUAGAAAGCCCGUCAAAUUGCCGAGCACCACUUCGUGUAUCCAUUGUUUUGAUUUUCCACCUUGGGAGAAAAUGUCAGUGCGGAUGGACGGUGUUUACCUGCAAGGGGCAACACAGGACAGGAGUGGACGCAGCCGAUCAACCCCAUAUUCGCCACGAUCGAGCCCAUCCUCACUCGUCUUACCCCUGGCCGAUCAUCAACCGCUGAUGAAGUCACCCACCCGAUUAGCGUGCAUGUGGUUCAUGCAGGCCCGAUCCUCUAUACCAAGUCUGGGCGCAUCGACAGCGCCCCCCCAAGACGGGUUGCCGCUCAGACACAGGACGUUUACGGCAUCACCUCAUACGAACAGACACCGCAGACCCAAACUCUCGCUUUGCCGACUCCUCGACCAAGCCAGACUUGUUGCGGAAUCGCUCGCGCACGAUCGGGACGGUUCAAGAAUCGUAACGGUGACAUCUGCCCCGAACCUCCCGAUGCCGGCUGCCGAUUACCGAAUGCGGAGAUGCAGAGGACUUCACCUCCAGCACGCAUUGCCCACGGGUCGACUGCCAAAGUUAAUCGACUCUUCAGCCCGGCGCAAGCUCACCAAGCUUCACGGAUGGGUCCAGUGACCGGAUGCAUCACUGGGUCUCUUCUCACGAAGGUUACUGUUGCUUUCCGAGUGCCCACUGCACUCUCGUCUGUUCCUUCCACGAUGGGGACGAGGACAGAGAAAGAAAAGGACGACACCAGCCCAGGUGGCGGAUGCUGUCACCAUGUUCUCUUCUUACCCUCACUCCCUCUCACCAAUUCAAAAU
This is a messenger RNA of Aspergillus uvarum CBS 121591, 830 nucleotides long. RefSeq lists its product as uncharacterized. The coding region runs from base 105 to 644 and encodes 179 amino acids. NCBI's taxonomy places the organism in Eukaryota, Fungi, Ascomycota, Eurotiomycetes, Eurotiales, Aspergillaceae. The transcript has a single exon. The record is from RefSeq and is a predicted model, not a curated record.